Messenger RNA from Didymella exigua CBS 183.55, 539 nucleotides. RefSeq lists its product as uncharacterized. The record is from RefSeq and is a predicted model, not a curated record. Bases 112 to 435 code for a protein of 107 amino acids. NCBI's taxonomy places the organism in Eukaryota, Fungi, Ascomycota, Dothideomycetes, Pleosporales, Didymellaceae. The transcript is spliced from 3 exons.
GGACAAUUUGGGGCUUUCGAAGACAUCUCAGUAGAGAAGCCAACAAGCCGCACGUAAUACUUCGUACUUGGGGCGAAAGCGACACCAGACAGUGCUUGGGUCGACAAUCGCAUGUUGGAGAUGAUGGUUCGUCGCAGUCGAUGGCAGAUGAUGUUGGAGAGCAAUUACAACGUUACGAGCAAUCCUCUCCGCAAGCGUUGUGCGCCGUCAUUACGAUCUCCCGAAACAGAUCGCUCCCGCGAGUGCAGGAUCUUUCCCACACCUGACGCUUUGGUGUCGCCUCCUCAUAACCGAACCUUCCACUUUUCGGCGCGCCUCCUGUCACCGACACGCUGCCGAUCUGCUACAAUACCGAUCGACAGGGUCAGUGGCGAGCUGGCAAAACAAACUCAUAACGACUACGAAUCAGCUGUCUGUGAAUCUAGAUUGUGGUAGUAGAUCUGCGACAGCCAAAGACAGGCAUAGGGCUUGAGCGGUAUUUUCAACAGUAUACAAUCACUCGCAAUAGAGUCAAAUUGGGCGGACUCAGGCACACAAAU